AUCGCUUUCUUCAGUCGGGGUCUAGCGAGGUUUAUGGUUUACAUCCCAUCAGGCAAAAGGUUACCGCAAACACGGGUAUUGCUUUCAUGCAUAUGUAUGCUGCCAUUCUUCUAUUCCUAAUCCAGGCGGAUAUCCAAAACACCGGCGUUAGAUUUGGACAGGCACAUCUACAGCCUUUGUGUCUGACAUAUUUUCACCCUUUGAACGGCAAGACAUGUCCUCCGGUCGGAAGAUUGAGCCUGGGAUGGCAGCAGCAGUCUCCGGUACCUUCGUGGGGUCCUUCCCAACAGACGCUGGCAGGGACGUCCGGAGGGUACCCCAGUAUGCGGCUCCUCGCGAGGUCGGCUGUUUCUCGGUCGUCGGAGAGCAUCGGGACUUCGUGAACGGCCGCGAUGAGCUCAAGUACCUGUGCAUGCCGAGGGAGCCCGACGCGCUGAGCUGGAACCUGAACAAGGGACUGGAGGACGCAGUGUGGGCGAACUUCGACGAGCCGGAGAGACUAGACAGGCUCCUGAGGUGGAUAACGGAAAACCGGAGGGAGGUCACCUCGGAUCGAGAUCCUCAAAGAAGGAGCCUGGGAGUGAACUUCGUGUGCAAGCGAGGCCUGCUCUCUACGUUGGCCUGUACACCGUACCGCAAACGCGACGACUGGCUGUUUUCCGCCACACGUUAUAAGAACACCCUGUACUUGUGCAAGUUCGAGAGCGAAUCUCCUUGGGAGUCGCAGAAUCCUAAGCUGGCGAAGCAGAUGUACUUUUGGGGCCACAAGUUCGAGCAGUACAUGACAUCAAAUCGGCCAGGGGCGCUUCCCGACACCAGCGCCCCCCUGCGCAGCGGCGACCAGUUCUACGUGGUGCUGAAAGGAAGGCUUGGGUCCCACUCGCUCCUCUUCGGGAACCCAAUGGUUCCCACACUCUUCACCGCCGAAGUGGACGCCAUUGACAACGACGUGUCACAAGAGCCUGGGUCCACUGCCGCUUACGUCGAGUUCAAGACCGCCAGGAUCAUGACUCAUCCGAACCAGGAGCGCAACUUCUUCGGGAAUAAGCUUCUGUCCUGCUGGAGCCAGUCUUUCCUGACAGGCGUUCCUAGGGUCAUGGUCGGCUUUCGGACUGCGUAUGGUGAGGUGCAAUCCGUCCAGGAGUACAGCGUCGAGGAGAUGCCAUCCCUCGCCAGGGGGCAGUGGUCAGACCGAGUAUGCCUCGGAUUUCUCGACGAAAUGCUGUCAUUCGUAAAGGAGUGCGUGACCGAAGACGACCCAAACGCGGUGUACCUGUUCACCUUAGACCCCAGACAAGACCCGAAAGUGGUCUGCAAGAAGCUUUCUGAUCCAGGCGAAUUUCAGAUCCUAUCGUCAUCGUAUUUGAAUGCACUUGGCCAUUGAUUUGAUAUUUGCAAGAAGAAAAGAAAAACUUUGUAGGUAACUGGGUGCUAAAGAUUGAAAAACCCUCGACAAAAGGUGUCUUGCGUCACGAACGUUGCGUCAUUCGCGUCAUUUGUCAUACAAACGUGACAUGGGUUGCCUUUAGAGAAGUUUUAAACUGCUCAAAUGCUAUGCAGAGCACUGACCGAGGCGUAUUGCAGGCAGGGAUUGGUGCGUAUUAUAUAUCAGAAAAUAAAAGUUUGCUUCCCCCCAUU
Molecule: messenger RNA, 1638 nt
Organism: Ixodes scapularis (black-legged tick)
Lineage: Eukaryota; Metazoa; Arthropoda; Arachnida; Ixodida; Ixodidae
Product: decapping and exoribonuclease protein
Exons: 7
Coding region: 215-1384 (389 amino acids)
Biological process (GO): nuclear-transcribed mRNA catabolic process; NAD-cap decapping
Cellular component (GO): nucleus; cytosol
Molecular function (GO): mRNA 5'-diphosphatase activity
Source: RefSeq, a predicted model, not a curated record